GUAUAAUCUUAGCGUUUAUGAUAGAAGUUUGCUGUCCUUUUUUGAGAUAUGGUAUCUGGAGCUUGACCUUUGAAGACUUUUCGUAUAUAAAUUAUGAAUUACACAUUACUUCUGUUGCUUUCUUUGUUUCCCUUCGUAAAGAUCCAUCUUGCUAGCUAGCAAGUGUUAGUUAUGCCUUACUUAAAACCAGAUAGUUCAAAUAAGGAAAAAGCUAAUAUUGUCCAAUAUUUCAAGCUAACCAAAACAGAAGAAAAAUUUAGCAACUCUCCCAUCAUUUUGCAAAGACGCAGUCGAAGUACAGGCCGAGGCCCAUUUCUCAACAGAGGGGCAGUUCGUCAGCCUGUCAGAGAUAGAAGUGCUGAAUCUCAUGUACUAUACAGAGCUUGUGCCACAGAUUCCCACUGCUUGGCUGCUCAGCUGAGUUUUGUGGGUCAAGAAUGCCACCGUUUGCCAUCUGUUCUCCCCAAGCUUUAUGGACCUCGAGUGAUUUCUCUUGAUCUUAGUUACAACUGCCUGACAACAUUGGCAGGAGUUGAACAGUUCCCCAUCCUAGAAGAGCUUAUUCUGGACAACAAUCAACUGCCUGACAACACAACAUAUCCUUCUCUCCCUAAUCUUCAUACUUUGUCACUAAACAAAAAUUGUAUUAAUAACUUAGACCUGCUACUGACAAAAGUUAGUCACCAGCUACCUUCGCUGCGGUACUUAAGUUUGCUUGGAAAUAAGGCUUGCCCUAAUCAACUCUCUGACAAAGAUAAAGAUGAAGAAGAUUAUCAGCGAUACAGAUAUUAUGUUAUUCAUCACUUACCAAAGCUGCACUUUCUUGACUCGAGACAAGUCAAUGAUGUAGAGCGCCAGGAAGCACAACAAAGAGGACAAUUCAUGCGAAUAAUGAGACCAUCAAAUACUACAAGAACAGAGGAAGAAACAUCAACUCAGCAUAGUAUAUAUUCACCAUUACCAAACAGUGGGAGAGAUGGAGGAGACCAUCAAGGUGCAUAUGGAAGAUGCAGAUACAGAUAUUCAGGAAAACAUUCUGAGGGAAAUAGAUUCAUCCAAAACAGCGAUUUGUGAGUGUCAUCAUAGACCUGAGUAAGAAAUUUGGGGUUGAGUUUCUCUGUAGCAGUGGAUUGAAAGUAAAAGGUGCUUGGGUUUUGAUGUCUGGUGAAGUGAGAGAUUAUAAUGUUUAUGGAGGGAGCACUUGCAAGGUUGUUCAUCAUUUUUCAUUGUCUUUACCAUCCGUAUUAGUCUUCUGCAUGCUAAAUUUUGUCACCUUUUGACUGACUGGUAUCAAACAGAAAUUUAUUGAUUUUUAAAACAAACUCAGGUUAAUAGUAAGAAAAUAGAAAAAGGGUAGCACUGAAAAAUAAAUCAUGUGCUGUAUAAAAAGCUCUUAUUUUGCUAGGGGAUGUGACUGUUAGUGUGCCUUGUGUCACAUUAUUUUUAUU
This is a messenger RNA of Frankliniella occidentalis (western flower thrips), 1448 nucleotides long. Its product is annotated as leucine-rich melanocyte differentiation-associated protein. The record is from RefSeq and is a predicted model, not a curated record. Bases 172 to 1074 code for a protein of 300 amino acids. NCBI's taxonomy places the organism in Eukaryota, Metazoa, Arthropoda, Insecta, Thysanoptera, Thripidae. Gene Ontology annotation, biological process: melanocyte differentiation. The transcript is spliced from 6 exons.